This is a messenger RNA of Salvia hispanica, 579 nucleotides long. The record is from RefSeq and is a predicted model, not a curated record. NCBI's taxonomy places the organism in Eukaryota, Viridiplantae, Streptophyta, Magnoliopsida, Lamiales, Lamiaceae.
AUGAAGAAAUAUGGUGUUCACCAUUCUAAUGGCCAAGCGGAGAUUACUAAUCACGAGAUCAAGGCAAUAUUGGAAAAAACAGUUAAUCCGUCAAGGAAAGAUUGGAGCAAGAGGCUUGGUGACGCAUUGUGGGCCUACAGAACUGCUUUUAAAACGCCUAUUGGAAUGUCGCCUUACAGGCUCGUGUUUGGCAAGAUGUGCCACCUACCAGUUGGUAUUGAGCACAAGGCGUAUUGGGCAGUGAAAGAGUUGAACAUGAAACCUACAGCCUGCGAUGAAGAAAGGAAGUUACAACUACAGGAAUUGGAGGAACUUCGGCUGAAGUCGUUUGAGUCUGCCAUGUGGUGCUCCUUUUUCCAAUCCCGGCUCAAGCUAAUGCCAGGGAAAUUGAAGUCCAAAUGGAUAGGCCCAUAUACCAUCGUUGGCAUCCGCGCAAACGGAGCAGUGGAGAUCCAGGGAAGUGCUCCUAACUCUGUCCCUUUCCUUGUAAAUGGUCAUAGAGUGAAAGUCUAUAGGGAUAAUUCAGAGUUGUGUGUGGUGGACGAAGUUCCGCUACACGCACUCCCAACUAUCGCCUAG